Messenger RNA from Cuscuta epithymum, 2995 nucleotides. The record is from the annotation of a GenBank genome assembly. NCBI's taxonomy places the organism in Eukaryota, Viridiplantae, Streptophyta, Magnoliopsida, Solanales, Convolvulaceae.
GGCAAUUAAGGCCCGUCUUAUAACACCCGGAAGCUGAAUAGGUCGAAAUAGGACAGUGAACUCAUCUGCAGCAGGAAAGCAUCUGGACAUCAAAUCUGCCGGUCUGUUUGCUUCACGAUAAACAUGAUAAAAAUUCAGACCAAAACCAAUCUUCCACAUAUUCAACUCCUCCGUGAGUUUUCUCCAUCGACCAGCAAGCAUUCUUCCUUCAAUCAUAUCAAUAGUAUUUCUGGAAUCCGACUCCGCUUGAAAGUCCCUGUAGCCAUGAGCAAUAGACCAGGAAAUCGCAGUGUAAAAGGCCAAGAGCUCCGCCUCAGCAACGGAUCCGGCUGAGAUUCGGAAAUGAAGAGCAAAAAUGAGGUCGCCGGACUGUGCUCGCAUCACCGCCCCACCAGAGGAUGCAUCGGAGGAGAAAGAUGCAUCAAUAUUCAACUUCAGAUGCAUGUCAGGUGUGUUUAAAAGAAAAAGUCUGUGAUUUACGCGAUCUGACCUCUUUGAAAGCAGAAGACAAGGAGAAGACUCCAUUAUGCUCAGGACUGCUCCCAAGUAUCUAAGAGGCAAAUUGGUCUGAUUCAUGCCCAACAGCCUUUCCAUCCUUCUUAUCCUUACCAAGGAAGUUUUGCCACAUACAAAAUUACUUUUGUUGAAAUUAAUUGCUUGACCAGAAGCUCUUUGAUACAGACCCAAGAAUUUCUUAAAAUUUUGUAAAGAUCUAGCAUCCCCAUUAAUGAAAAUGAGAAUAUCAUCAGCAAAAGACAAAUGGGACACCAGAAAACCACACUGACCAAUCCAAUAGGGUUUGAUUUUAUUAUCAGCCAUUAGAUCUUUCAAACCUCUAGAUAAGGCCUCUGUAGCAAGGAUGAAAAGAAAGGGAGAGAGGGGGUCUCCCUGCUUGACCCCCCUACAAGGCUGGAAAAAACCUUUAGGCACACCAUUGAUGAUAACUGAGAAAUAGGUGGCCUUGAGAUGACCCAUCACCAAAGAUAUGAAUGAAUCUGAGAAGCCAAAUUUCGAUAGGAUGGAUUUUAGGAAAGUCCAAGAGAGCCUAUCAAAGGCUUUUGCCAUAUCUAAUUUGAUCACCAAAUUAGUUCCCCGUAUUUUCUUGUCAAUGGAAUUAAUCAUCUCUUGUGCAACAAGAAUGUGUUCCGAAAUAUCCCUCCCUUUCAUGAAACCUGCUUGUUCAGUAGAGAUAAUCCUAGGUACAAACCUUGAUUCUAAAGGAAUGUGAUUUCCCAAAAAGAAAUCUUGAACAGCUCUAACCACAUCCCAGCCCACAAUAUGCCAGCAUUUUCUAAAGAAAACUCCAUUAUAACCAUCAGGACCAGGGGCUCCAUUCUUAUUUAAAUUCCAGACUGCUUUCUUAAUUUCAUCAAAAGUAGGUAGCUGCAUAAUCAUGUUAUUGUCACUAUCAUGCACUAACUGUGGAAUGUGUUGCAGAAGCUCCUCCACAUCAUGUAUAGGUUCCUCAGAAAAUAUGUUGGAGAAAUAGCUCUCUGCAGAUUUACCAAUAUCAUCAGGUUCAGAAAAGGAGAAUGGGAUUAUGAUCAGAUGAAGCUUUGUUCAGAUGGUUAAUUUGUAUGGAGUCAAAAAGAUUCAAGAAAGAAGAGUUAAACAGAAUCCUGUCUAAUCUACGCCAGACUCUGCCAUUGCUCCUGAUACCAGACCAUGUAUGAGAGCUACCUUUAAAAGGGCGGCAGGCUAAUCCCUAUCACAGAGCCAAUUUGUUCUUGAUGCCGAUCCUAACCUUGAGAAUGCUCUCUACAACUUCCUGAUGAUGAUGGUGUAUGCUGGACGAAGGGUUGCAUCGUCUUGUAUCUCAUUCCCACUCUCAAAGAAGCUCCUCAUGGACUGCCACCCAUCAUCUGCUUCCAAGAGCUGCUCCGGGUCUGGACUUAUGGCCUUGGCGAAGCAGCUGCGCCUGUAUAAGGCUCCACCAAGCUAUGUGGAUGAGAGGUCAGAGGCGGUCUCUACGGUGGGUUUUCAAGAAUCUAUGACCUCAGUUGUUGGGGGGUUUCAAGGAUCUACAACCAAGAGGGCUGCUGUCUUGAUCUGCCUCUUUGAAGGUGCUGCUGGAGAGUUUCGUGUUAUUCUCACUAAGAGGUCUUCAAAUCUCUCUUCCCACUCUGGUGAAGUUGCAUUGCCAGGCGGAAAGGCAGAAGAAGGUGAUGCAAGUGACGCUGAAACCGCUACAAGGGAAGCUGAGGAAGAAAUCGGGCUGAAUCCCUCACUUGUUAAUGUCCUCACAUGCCUUGAGCCAUUCAUGUCUAAGCACCUGUUUAGAGUAAUUCCUGUUAUUGGAAUUCUCACUGAUAAGAAAGCAUUCAAUCCCACACCUAAUGUCGCUGAAGUAGAGGCUGUUUUUGAUGUGCCGUUAGAAAUGUUUCUCAAGGAUGAGCACAGAAGAUCAGAAGAAAGAGAAUGGAUGGGGCGCAACUAUUUAAUCCACUACUUUGAUUAUGAGAUGGGGGAAAACAACAAGUAUCUGAUUUGGGGAUUAACAGCUGGUAUCUUGAUCAGGGCUGCUUCCAUUGUGUAUCAAAGGCCACCCGAUUUUCUGGAGCAACUUCCUAAUUUCAAGGUUUCCAGUAGCAGCAGCAGCAACCUUGACUUGAAUUUUAAAAACGCUCUGUGAGUUAGGUCCUAUGUGUGAUUUUUUGCCGAAAAUCUGGUUCUGUAUAAACUCCUUGAAGUGAUAGUGUUGAUGGGAUCUUGAUGAACAUUGUCCAGAAACAAAACAAAUGUAGUUUGCCUUCUAUCCAUGCUUGGCUUCAGAUGGCAUUCUUCGGCCUUUCAGAGAGGACAAAAUUUCUGCUGUGAUUUGCUCCAAAUCGAUAAUUGGGAUUAUUUGUGAAUUUAAAAUACUCAGAUCUGUAUAUCCUUUCGGUUAAUGAGCAAGGAACAAAUCGCUAUGACAGAAUUUAAGUUGUGAAGAUCCAUUGGAUCCAUUUUUUUAGAAUGAUCCAUUGGAUCCAUUAUAUAAAAUAUUUGAUCAUUU